GGGAAAUACACCUUCUCUGAUGGUUUGGAAUACAAAGACAAUAAAUGGCAUUACUGUGAUGGCUACGACCGAAGGUUUUACACGGAAAUCUGCAAUGGCCUGAAGCCAGCAGGGAUUUCCCAGCUGACCAACCUGGACCCGCCUCGGACCAUCCCCCCCGGCUGCUAUGACUGUGGAGACGGCUUCUACAACCCGAAGACUCGAGUGGUGGUGGAUUACCGGCACCGCUUCCUGAGAAACGCAG
Messenger RNA from Protobothrops mucrosquamatus (brown spotted pit viper), 244 nucleotides. Its product is annotated as MORN repeat-containing protein 5-like. The transcript is spliced from 2 exons. The record is from RefSeq and is a predicted model, not a curated record. The annotation marks the transcript as partial. Lineage: Eukaryota; Metazoa; Chordata; Lepidosauria; Squamata; Viperidae.